AUGGCGGUUCGAAUGUUGCAAUACGGCGACGAGCGAGCCUCGCGUGUUGACGACGUCGGCGGCGACGGUGGCGCUUUUCCUGAACGACGGCAUAUCGAAACCGGGGGCUCCCCAGCGUCGUUGGCUCAAGAUUCGACACGUAUAAGCCCGCAUGGUGCCGUGUCGACAUCGAUCAUAGAUACAAAGGAAAUAUCCGUCGUUCAAAGUGAUUUGCGGCUCGCUCGGUCUCAGAUAAUCACACCAGAGACCAGGGCAAAACAACAAAAACAGCUCCAAGAUGCGAUCGACGGCAAGCUAUACCCUCAGAAACAUCUUACUGAUCUGAAGGGAGGGAACACCCACGCCCAAUACAUCAAAUAUGCGCCGGUGGGUGCUCGAGAGCGAGUAAUUAAAGUGCAGCAGCUACAACAAGACCCCUUGAGUCCACCAGCAUUCCGCCUAAAAAAGGCUCCUAGUGAAGCAAAGCCCACUGCAGUCGCAGUCGUUCAGAGUCCUCCACGCAAAGUAACCGAAGAAGAUAAAGAGGCAUGGCGGAUUCCUCCGUCAAUAUCGAAUUGGAAAAAUUCGAAGGGCUACACUAUACCCUUAGAUAAGCGCCUUGCAGCAGAUGGCCGAGGGUUAGUCGAUGUGAAAAUUAAUGAUAACUUUGCAAAAUUUUCUGAGGCACUGUAUGUUGCCGAACAAUCUGCACGCGUUUCAGUUGAGACACGUGCAAAUGUGCAAAAACAAGUGGCACUGCAGGAACAGAUUUCGAGGGAACAAACUAUUCGGCAAGUAGCGGCUCAGGCCCUUCGUGAUCAAAAUGUAGAGAGCGAAGGUCUAGAGGAAAAGUUAAGUCACAAGCGAAUGAAAAAAUGA
This is a messenger RNA of Ostreococcus lucimarinus CCE9901, 858 nucleotides long. It is a transcript of the gene Prp45, whose product is annotated as Pre-mRNA splicing factor prp45. Gene Ontology annotation, cellular component: spliceosomal complex. Lineage: Eukaryota; Viridiplantae; Chlorophyta; Mamiellophyceae; Mamiellales; Bathycoccaceae. The record is from RefSeq and is a predicted model, not a curated record. The transcript has 6 exons. Gene Ontology annotation, biological process: mRNA splicing, via spliceosome. Bases 1 to 858 code for a protein of 285 amino acids.